GGGGGCGGGGCGGAGUGCCCGGCGUAGCCCCGCGCAGUCACAGGGCGAGCGGUGAGGAGGCGACAGCGGCACGGACGGCGCUUUCCGCGGGUGGGGCAUCGUCACCGCCCCGCAGUCACCGCCGGACCCAGCGCUCACACCUUUCGUCCCUGCUCUCCCCGGCGCGGGGGCUCCGCGGGGUGAUGCGUCCCCACCAGGCGGUCGCUCCCGCCGUGUCCGCCGGGUCCUAGAGCCGUCCGCAGCGAGGCCCCGCGGGCCGUCCCGCCGCCCGUCCGUGCUCGCCCGGCGGCGCCGGGCCAUGAACGGCCCCGCGGGCGGCGGCGGUUCCCGCUGAGCGCCCGCACCCGGCAUGGGGGUGAACGCCGUACACUGGUUCCGCAAGGGGCUGCGGCUCCACGAUAACCCGGCGCUGAGGGAAUGCAUCCAGGGCGCCGACACAGUGCGCUGCGUCUACAUCCUGGACCCCUGGUUCGCCGGCUCCUCCAACGUGGGCAUCAACAGGUGGCGAUUCCUGCUUCAAUGUCUUGAGGAUCUUGAUGCCAAUCUGCGGAAAUUGAAUUCACGUUUGUUUGUUAUCCGUGGACAGCCAGCAGAUGUUUUCCCCAGGCUUUUUAAGGAAUGGAACAUUGCAAAACUUUCUAUUGAAUAUGAUUCUGAACCAUUUGGGAAGGAAAGAGAUGCAGCUAUCAAGAAGCUGGCUAGUGAAGCAGGAGUGGAGGUCAUUGUUCGGAUUUCGCAUACAUUGUAUGACCUGGACAAAAUAAUAGAAUUAAAUGGAGGACAGCCUCCUCUUACUUACAAGCGAUUUCAAACCCUAAUUAGUAGAAUGGAACCCCUGGAGAUGCCUGUGGAGACUAUAACCCCAGAAGUAAUGAAAAAAUGUACUACUCCGGUUUCUGAUGACCACGAUGAGAAAUAUGGUGUGCCAUCACUUGAAGAGCUGGGUUUUGACACAGAUGGUCUGCCUUCUGCAGUAUGGCCGGGGGGAGAAACUGAAGCUCUCACACGCUUAGAAAGACAUUUAGAACGAAAGGCUUGGGUAGCCAACUUUGAAAGACCACGAAUGAAUGCAAAUUCCCUUCUGGCAAGCCCUACGGGGCUUAGUCCCUACCUCCGCUUUGGCUGUUUGUCCUGUCGGCUCUUUUAUUUCAAGUUAACAGAUCUGUACAAAAAGGUAAAAAAGAACAGCUCCCCUCCCCUCUCCCUCUAUGGCCAGCUGUUAUGGCGUGAAUUUUUCUACACAGCGGCGACUAACAAUCCACGGUUUGAUAAAAUGGAGGGGAAUCCUAUCUGUGUUCAAAUUCCAUGGGAUAAGAAUCCUGAGGCUUUGGCCAAAUGGGCAGAAGGCAGGACAGGUUUCCCUUGGAUUGAUGCAAUUAUGACACAACUUCGUCAGGAAGGUUGGAUUCACCAUUUAGCCCGGCAUGCUGUAGCGUGCUUUUUGACUCGAGGUGACCUCUGGAUUAGCUGGGAAGAAGGAAUGAAGGUCUUUGAAGAGCUGUUACUUGAUGCAGAUUGGAGUGUGAAUGCUGGAAGCUGGAUGUGGCUAUCCUGCAGUUCGUUCUUUCAACAGUUUUUUCACUGCUACUGCCCAGUGGGUUUUGGCAGAAGAACUGACCCAAAUGGGGAUUAUAUCAGACGUUAUUUGCCAGUACUUAGAGGUUUCCCUGCAAAAUAUAUCUAUGAUCCUUGGAAUGCCCCAGAGAGCAUCCAGAAGGCUGCAAAAUGUAUUAUAGGAGUUAAUUAUCCCAAACCAAUGGUAAACCAUGCAGAGGCAAGCCGUCUGAAUAUUGAGAGGAUGAAACAGAUCUACCAGCAGCUUUCACGAUACAGAGGACUGGGUCUUCUUGCAACUGUGCCUUCUAAUCCAAAUGGAAAUGGAAAUGGUGGCCUAAUGGGCUAUUCACCAGGAGAAAGCAUUUCUGGUAGUACAGGAGUCUUCCCCCUGCCUCUCCAGGAGCUCAGCUGGGAACUGGUGAUGGUCAUUCUGUUGUUCAGUCAUGUGCCCUGGGAGACUCUCAUACAGGAACAAGUGGAAUUCAGCAGCCAGGUUACUGUCAAGCAAGUAGUAUCUUACACUAUGCUCAUGGAGACAAUCAGCAAUCACACUUAUUGCAAGCAGGAAGAACGGCCCUUGGUACUGGCAUUAGUGCAGGGAAACGCCCAAAUCCAGAAGAAGAAACUCAGAGCGUUGGACCAAAAGUCCAGCGACAGAGCACAAAUUAAACUGCUUGAUUGGAAGAGAAGUUUGCCAGUGAAAGAACACAUGGGACAAAAGUCCUGCUACUCUGUAUUGGAGCUAAAGUGUUGUGAGAGUUCAUGUUCUAAAAGUACAUACUUUUUCAUAAAUUAUUUUCAAUUGUUUCAGUUGUUGUAAACAAGUCCAAUUUUUGGAAUGCAUUAUUUCUAACUGGCAUUUCUAUGGUUUUUAACUUUUUAAUGACUAUUUCACAAAGGGCAAAUUGAGUUUUGUAUAUAAAGUAUUUAGUGAAGAAUUUGCUAACUUAUUGUAAAUAUAAAUAUUCAUGAUUAGUGAUAGACCCAUCAAUAUAUUUUUGAUAAUCUUUCAUGUAUAUGGUAGUAGGAAAAGCUAUAGUGCUGUUCUGAAAAACAGAUGAAAAUAGAAAGUUUUGGAAGUUUUUAAAUCAUUAUUAUUUUUAGAUUCCAUACUUGAGCUCUGUAUGAUCAAUUUCAUAUUUUCAUAAUGUAAGUUCUUAGGACUGUAUUUAAUCAAAUACAGUAGAACCAAAAUUGUAACCAUAAUUAAUCACAUCUGUAUAUAAAACACAUGCCAAUUUUAGUCAAGUUGUAAAAUUUUCAUGUAUAUGUCCAGUCCUUGUAUUUCUCAGUUGCCUUGUUCAGUAAUGACAUACCUUGUUAAUAAAAGAAAAUUGUAUAUAUAGAUACA
Molecule: messenger RNA, 2908 nt
Organism: Haemorhous mexicanus (house finch)
Lineage: Eukaryota; Metazoa; Chordata; Aves; Passeriformes; Fringillidae
Gene: CRY1
Product: cryptochrome circadian regulator 1
Exons: 14
Coding region: 350-2377 (675 amino acids)
Biological process (GO): entrainment of circadian clock by photoperiod; negative regulation of DNA-templated transcription; circadian regulation of gene expression
Cellular component (GO): cytoplasm; nucleus
Molecular function (GO): FAD binding; DNA binding
Source: RefSeq, a predicted model, not a curated record